AUGUAUUACAACGAUCAUCGAGCCCGUGCGAAGAAGGAUGUUACUUCUCGUAAUUCCUUGUCUUUGACGAAGAAGAAGACGAAGACGAAGACGAAGACGGAGACCGAUCUCUCUGCAAAAGAAGAAACAGAAGAAGAACGCGACAGGAGAAUCUUUCAUCUCUUCCCGAAGAAGAACAGAAAUAGCGGAGUCAACUCACAACAGAAUCUUAACGGGGCUUCUUCUUCUUCAUCAUCGAUUCUUCUCGAUCAUAACACGAUCCCGGCUGAUUCGGAGACGAGAAACCCACAAAACCCUAAUGGGCCUUCUCCUUCUUCUUCAUCAUCGUUUCUUUUCGACCUCAACACGAUCUCAGCUGAUGAUUCCGAGACCCAAAACCCACAAAACCCUAAUUCCCAAUUGUCUCUGUCUUUAUCCCUAACGGAGAACAAGAGUCCUAAGAAACGUGCCGCGCAAGAUAUCAGCCCUAGUGGUAAAUCCAAGAAAGCAAAGGUUGCUACUUUUUCAUGGAUAGGGAAAGAGAUUCCAGAGAGGCUAACCCAGUUGAUGACCGACAAGAGCGAAGCUGUACUUAAGUUGGGAGAGAGAACCGACUUGAAGCUGAUCUUUGAGAAGACCCUGUUCAAUGAAGAUGUCGACUCUACAGAGAACUAUCUCUCGAUGCCUAGCAGAAAGCUAAUCCAUAAAGACUUCUUGAAGCCUUUCGAGUUGAGAAUCGUAAAAAAAGACAUCAACAAUGAUGAUUAUAAGUUUGGAAUUGAAGGUAUUCUCUUCGAUGAACGGAAUGUAAAGUGGGAAGCGAUCUUGCAAAAAUUCGAGGUGGAGAAAGAAUCAGGGAGAAGAAGCUGGAAUUACAAUUUGACUUGUGGCUGGAACGAGAUCGUCAAGGCUAAUGGAUUGAAACAAGGAGACAACAUCAGUGUUUGGUCUUUCAGGUGGGGUGCUCUCCUCUGUUUUGCUCUUGUGACUCCUCCUCCUUCCCUUGAUCUCUCUCUCUGA
This is a messenger RNA of Eutrema salsugineum, 999 nucleotides long. RefSeq names its product B3 domain-containing protein At3g25182. Lineage: Eukaryota; Viridiplantae; Streptophyta; Magnoliopsida; Brassicales; Brassicaceae. The coding region runs from base 1 to 999 and encodes 332 amino acids. Gene Ontology annotation, molecular function: DNA binding. The transcript has 2 exons. The record is from RefSeq and is a predicted model, not a curated record.